Molecule: messenger RNA, 1586 nt
Organism: Stegastes partitus (bicolor damselfish)
Lineage: Eukaryota; Metazoa; Chordata; Actinopteri; Pomacentridae
Gene: rnf115b
Product: ring finger protein 115b
Exons: 9
Coding region: 212-1147 (311 amino acids)
Biological process (GO): ubiquitin-dependent protein catabolic process
Cellular component (GO): nucleus
Molecular function (GO): ubiquitin protein ligase activity
Source: RefSeq, a predicted model, not a curated record
AACUUGAUCUUAACCGCGGCGACCAAAACAGGAGACAUAUCAAGCUGGUGAUUCUGGCACUUAAAAUUUAAGUUGAUUGUGUAACCGGUGUAAAAAUAACCCCCCUGUGUGCAGCGUGUUUCUAAAACCGACGGCGCGGGGAUUGUGUCUCGGUCCGUGCGCAGCGGCUCGCGCUCCGGUGUGGUGACUUGUCAGCGGCUCGGAGACUUUUAUGGGCUGCAGCACCGACGUCAGGACACUGCGCUUCACCGUGAAGAUGGCGGAGGCUGCCGAGGCACCACAACACCGGUUUUUCUGUCACUGCUGUAAAUGUGAGACAAACCCCAAACUCCCGGAUUUCGUUUGCCCCAGAUGUGACUCUGGCUUCAUCGAGGAGGUGGCUGAAGACUCCAGUCUCCUGCAGGACAGCGCAGCACCAGCGACCAGCGACGACUCAAACUCAUUGUUCUCAGAAUUAUGGCAGCUGCUGUUUAUGGAGCGCUCUGCCCUGCUGUCGCAUCCGCCCUCCUCCGAGUCCGACCCAGGUGACGGCGAGCAGGUAUCUGCAGGACAGAGCCGUCCUUCUUCGGCCCCGCCGGGCGCUGCCGAGGCCAGAGAACCAGAAUCUCCCGCCAACCCUGAUCAGGAGAGGUCGCCCAGGCCUGAGCAAAGGCCUGCAGUGGAAGGGAUUGUGCAGCAGUUCUUGGCCGGCCUGUUUGCCAACAACGGAAACCCCGGUGCUGCACCAGCUGCACUAUCCAGCAUGCUGCAGUUGCACUCGAACCCAGGAGACUACGCGUGGGGUCAGGGAGGUCUGGACGCUGUCAUUACGGAGCUAUUAGGACAGUUGGAGACCACAGGUCCUCCCCCUGCUAAAAAGGAGAUGAUCUCAUCCCUGCCAACAGUUUGCAUCUCUCAAGAACAGACAGAUUGCAGACUCGAGUGUCCAGUUUGCAGGGAGGAGUAUUCAUUAGGGGAGUCUGUCAGGAAGCUUCCCUGCCUCCAUCACUUCCACAGUGAAUGUAUAGUGCCGUGGCUGGAGCUGCAUGACACCUGCCCAGUGUGCCGGAAAAGCCUCGAUGGUGUCGAUAACAGCCUGCUGCCCACAUCAGAGCCCCCAGAGGCCCGGUCCAUCAGGACGGAGCAACAGGAGAGGCAGGCGAUCUGAGAAACAGGCCAACGACUCUACCUCCUCGUUCAAGCUUCUCACCUCAGGCCUUCCCCUCCACACCGACCGCUUUUAAAUAAAAACACGUCACACGUAACGUCCCAGUCACACUCUGCAAAGGACCUUUAUGUUUUCUACUCCGGCACGUUCACUGUUUCGAUGCUACACCACGCACAACAGGAUGGAGCAGUUUGCUGACGAGACGCGGAGGCGACGCGUCCUUCUCGCUGCGCUGCCCUUUUAGGUGCUUUUCUGAAUGACUGACUUUGAUGUCAUGAACUAAUCGCCGCCGAGCUGCCAGUGGUUGUCAAAAUGACGGGAGCUCACAGAGUUAUGGAGUAACACGUUCGUUAUCCUCUUGGUAAGACAGUUUCUUAAUGCAGUGUUUUGAUAACUUUUUACCAAAGCUGUUAUUAAAACUCAAACCCUGUGACCCUCA